AUGAACCCAAUCGAGCCUUUCUGGGGCCCCCAGACCUCAUACCUCAACUUCUGCGAAGAAGACUACGUAAUCACCCGCUACGUGGCCGAGUUCAUCAACACCCUCAGCAGUCUAAUCUACUGCGCGUUCGGACUCUACGGGAUCUCCCAGCUGUCCAAACGAAACCAGGCCUCGCUGUCCCGCUGCAUCCCGUACUAUGGACUCAUCGGCGUGGGCGUCUGCUCGGCGGGGUACCACAUGACGCUGAAGUACCACACGCAGAUGUCGGACGAACUCUCCAUGCACCUCCUAACAACCCCGCUCCUCUACCGCAUCCUCACCUUCCAAAAGAACGCACAGUACACUCGCACCAUCGGGACAACCCUCUCCAUCGCCUUCGCCAUCGUCAUGCUCGUGCACAUGGUAAUGGACGAGUUCCUGCUGCACGCCGUCUCCUUCGGGACCGCCGUGCUCCUCAUCACAAUCAAGACGAUCCAGACAAUCCCGCGGCAGAUCCACGACCCAGCGAUCCGGUUCAACAUCAAGAUUGUUUCGCGGUUUGGACUGUUCUGCUUCAUCUUCGGCUACACAAUGUGGCUGGUCGACAACUUCCUCUGCCCGUCUCUAUCGGGCGCCCGGGACCUCGUCGGCAUGCCGCUGGCCUUCCUGUUUGAGUUCCACGGCUGGUGGCAUGUGUUUACCGGCAUUGGCGGGUAUGUUGCCGUUGCGGUCGUGGACCUGAUUACCUCGAGCGAGGUCAACCGGGAUCCGACGCCCGAGAUGGCGUUCCCGGUGCCGCUUGCGGCGAAAAUCAUUGCGGAGGUUGUUGGUGGGAGUGGAAGUGGGACGAAAGGGCAGUAG
This is a messenger RNA of Aspergillus mulundensis, 840 nucleotides long. Its product is annotated as ceramidase. The transcript has 4 exons. Gene Ontology annotation, cellular component: endoplasmic reticulum membrane. Lineage: Eukaryota; Fungi; Ascomycota; Eurotiomycetes; Eurotiales; Aspergillaceae. The coding region runs from base 1 to 840 and encodes 279 amino acids. Gene Ontology annotation, biological process: ceramide biosynthetic process; ceramide catabolic process. The record is from RefSeq and is a predicted model, not a curated record.